AUGGUGUUUCUAACAAAAAGCGGCGGCGGCGGCGCCAAGCCGGGAUCGAUCCCCAAGCAUAUCUCCCUCAUCACGUUGACGUUUCAAAACUCUGCGCUGAUCCUCAUUAUGCACUACUCUCGAAUUAUGCCCCCUUCUGGCGACCAUCGAUACUUUACCUCGACGGCCGUUUUGCUACACGAAAUCAUCAAGUUUGCCAUUUCUCUCACCGUUGCCAUAUACGAAGCCUCCAAGACGCUUGCGCCCAGCACGCCUGCCACCGUCCUGUUUGAACAAAUAUAUAACGGAGUCUUUUCCGGAGACGGUUGGAAGCUGGCCAUGCCGGCCGUCUUCUAUACAUGGCAAAAUCUGCUGCAAUAUGUUGCCGUCGGCAACCUGGACCCGGUUCAUUUCCAGGUCCUGUACCAGCUUAAAAUCCUUACCACAGCAAUCUCUAGCGUCUGGCUUUUGAAUCGCUAUCUGGGCAUCACACGCUGGAUUUCCCUCAUCAUCCUCACAGCUGGCGUUUCCGUCGUCUCACUUCCGUCGGCCGGCGAAUCCCUCGAGUCUCUCUUCCUCCACGGCGUCGCCGACCACUUCUUUCCUCGAUCCCAACACGAGCUCGGCUUCCAACCCAACACGGAAAACAGCGAACCGCCUGCGCAUCUCAGUCGUCGCUCAGCUAGCUACGAAGGGAUCAACAGCGAUCAGUUUCAGUCGGAACCGGUCAUGAACUACUCGGUCGGACUGACGGCAGUUCUCAUCGCUGCGAUCGUGUCUGGCAUUGCUGGUGUCUAUUUCGAAAAGAUUCUCAAAGAGUCCCCGUGCCACAACAGCGUUUGGAUUCGAAACUUGCAGCUAGGCGUCUACUCGAUCCUCGCUGCAUUCUUCGGCGGCAUUGUCUGGCAGGACGGCGCUGGCAUCAUGGAGCACGGUUUCUUUGAAGGCUACAACUGGGUUGUGUGGUGCACCAUUGUGCUGCAAGCGGCUGGAGGUGUGAUUGCCAGCAUCGUCAUUAGAGAUGCCGAUAACAUUGUCAAGAACUUUGCCACGGGCAUUAGUAUCGUGGUCAGCUUCUUUGUCAGUGUCUGGCUAUUCAACUUUCCGGUGACCACCACGUUCCUCCUUGGCACAUCGCUGGUGCUAGUUGCUGUCUGGCUUUACAGCGCUCCCGAACGUGGCCGUUCUCGGCCUGCUCCUCUGCGCAUCGCCAGCUUUGAAAAACCUGCCAUUGAGAGGACAUUGACCCCAGGCUCAACCCCGCGGACUGCUGACCCUAGGAGGCUCAACAUGGAUCCGUUUGACGCCAAGGGUCUCUCGAGUAGUCGUCCCAGCAGCCCGGCGCCCACGCCACGGCAAGUCAGCCGCACCGGCUUGACAAAGCAGCUGUAG
Molecule: messenger RNA, 1371 nt
Organism: Beauveria bassiana ARSEF 2860
Lineage: Eukaryota; Fungi; Ascomycota; Sordariomycetes; Hypocreales; Cordycipitaceae
Product: nucleotide-sugar transporter
Exons: 4
Coding region: 1-1371 (456 amino acids)
Biological process (GO): pyrimidine nucleotide-sugar transmembrane transport
Cellular component (GO): Golgi membrane
Molecular function (GO): UDP-galactose transmembrane transporter activity
Source: RefSeq, a predicted model, not a curated record